Messenger RNA from Trypanosoma cruzi, 2874 nucleotides. RefSeq names its product trans-sialidase, putative. NCBI's taxonomy places the organism in Eukaryota, Euglenozoa, Kinetoplastea, Trypanosomatida, Trypanosomatidae. The record is from RefSeq and is a predicted model, not a curated record. Bases 1 to 2874 code for a protein of 957 amino acids. The transcript has a single exon. Gene Ontology annotation, molecular function: exo-alpha-sialidase activity.
AUGCUCUUACGUGUUGCCGCAGUCAUGGCACCCCGCACACACAACCGUCGCUGCGUGACCGGAUCCAGCGGAAGGAGGAGGGAAGGAAGAGAGAGUGAGCCGCAGAGGCCCAACAUGUCCCUGCAUUUGUUUACUUCCGCGGUGCUGUUCCUCCUUCUAAUGUUCUGCGGCAGUGGUGAAGCUGCUGCCGCCGGGGGCAGUAAAUCAAGUCAGGGAGGUUCGUCGGGAAAAUAUUAUGUUUGGAGAGACGUGAAAGAUGAAGAAGAAACAGUGAGCUCGCUCUGUGUUCCCAGUCUUUUGAAAGUGGGGAGUGAUGUAUUUGCCGUUGCCGAGGCGCAGGACACGAAAAAGGGUGAAGGCGGUUUUACUGGGAUUGCAUCGAAGCUCCUGGCGUGGACUGGUGAACAAACAAAAGAGGAGUUGGAUAAAACAAAAUUGAAGACACAAGUACUGGAGGAAUGUUCUUCCGACGAUAAGAAAGGCGUCUGCAGCAUAGCGAAUCAGGCUGUUUCCCAAAAAGUGAAGAAUGUACAUGUGAGCCGACCAACAACAGUUGUGAAGGGAAAUGAUAUUUACAUGCUUGCUGGAAAUUACAGCUGGACACUUACCGCUGUUGGUCAGGCAGUUGACUGGGGACUCAUGCUGGUGAAAGGGAAUGUCAGUAAAAAGGAAGACGAAAAGAACGAAAGAAUUUAUUGGAAUGAUACUUACAUUAUCCCGUGGAAUUAUAAUGGCAAUCAAGGAUCACUGAAGCGACUGGUUGGCAGCGGUGGAUCGGGUGUUAAGAUGGAGGACGGUACGCUUGUGUUUCCGCUGGAAGGGACGAAGAAGGAGGAUGGCACUGAAGAGGAUGGAAAGACUGUUUCGCUGAUCAUAUACUCGAAGGAUACCAAGAGUUGGAAGCUGUCGAAGGGGAUGUCUGCCGGUGGCUGCGGUGUUCCCUCCGUCGUGGAGUGGGAGAAGGACAGAAAACUCAUGAUGAUGACUGCGUGUGAUGAUGGCCGCCGCAGAGUGUACGAGUCCGGUGACAAGGGGGAUUCGUGGACGGAGGCACUCGGAACACUCUCGCGUGUGUGGGGCAACAAAAAGGGUGAAAAGGUUGAAAUCGUUGGGAGCGGGUUCAUCACAACGAAGAUUGAGGAGAGAGACGUGAUGCUCGUAACUCUGCCGGUGUAUGCCAAGAAAGCUGAGAAAGAGGAAAAAGAAAAGGGCGUACUCCAUCUUUGGCUGACGGACAAUACGCACAUUGCUGAUAUUGGGCCGGUAUCCGGGAAGGAAGAGGAGGAUGUCACCGCCAGCUCCCUGUUGUACAAAAGUGCUGAAAGUAAAGAUAAGAAGGAUGAGUUGAUUGCACUGUAUGAGAAGAAGGGCGGUGACGAUGCAUCACACAGUCUUUUGUCUGUGCGUCUGACUGCGCAGCUGGAGCGGGUGAAGGAGGUGCUGAAGACGUGGAAGAAAGUGGACGAACGUGUCUCUCAGCUGUGCCCCACUUUACUUGCUCAGGAGGUUACCUCAAGUGAAACUGCCUGCAGUGCUGAUGUUAAGAUCACGGAUGGGCUGGUUGGCUUUUUGUCCGGCAACUUCUCUGAGAACAAAUGGAGGGACGAGUACCUCGGGGUGAACGCCACAGUAAAUAAGAAUGAUGGGGCAACAAAGGCUUCCGAUGGCGUGACGUUCCAGGGAGCGUGGGCGGAGUGGCCCGUUGGCAGUCAGGGGGAGAAUCAGCUGUACCACUUUGCGAACCACAACUUCACUCUUGUGGCGACGGUGUCAAUUCACGAGGUGCCGACAAAGGAGGGUAAUAUUCCUUUGUUGGGUGUGAAGAUGGCUGGUGCAGGGACUUCUUUAUUUUUGGGACUGUCGUACAACAAGGAAAAGAAGUGGUGGUUUCUGUGCGGUGGCGGACAGAACAAGGAGCACAGCCGCGAUUGGGAUCCGGAGACAAAGAAGAAAGACCACGUGGUAAUUUUGCUACGGAACGGCAGCCAUUUCUCCGCGUACGUCGAUGGUGAGCGUGUGGGUGAUGUGCCGUGUGCAUUGGAAACUACGGAUUCUAAAGUAAUCUCCCACUUCUACAUUGGAGGCAGCACAGACGGCGCAGGAGGCCAAGAAGACGUGUCUGUGACGGUGACGAACGUCCUGCUGUACAACCGCCCGUUGGAUGAAGCAGAGAUUGGCGCCCUCAACCCGAAUAAAGCCCCCACUCUACCUCAGGAAGAGAAGCCGUCGGAGCAUUCAACAGUUUCUUCUGAUUCCGUUGUACCUCCCAGUCCUCCGGUGACCCCGAAUGAUCAGCAAACCGAAACUCCGUCUACUGCCGGAACACAUCCGACGGAACAGGAACAGUCGAUGGGGAGCAGUAAAGGUGCGGGCAGUGGCGGUGCAUCCAAAUCAGCGAUGUCCACUGUCAGUACUUCCUCAGCAGAAGAGGACUCCGUAGUGCAGGUGACGUCAGGAACAUCUCCCGAUGGAACUCAAACGAUGGAUGCUGCUUCCUCGCAUGAUGGUAACACAGCGGUGGAGACAGAAGCUCGAAAUACGGUGCAAGGGGAUGGAUCACCGCAAAUUCCUGUGGGUAUCUCUGACACAGCAGAUGCAAAUACUCCCACCACUGAGGGCGAGGGGCAAGAUGGACCCACAGUGAAUCCUGAGGCGGGCGCGAGCUCUGGUGAGAAUGGGGAGCCAACGGAAGAAGCAAAUGGGCAGGAGGAAGAGGUCCAGCCACACGACGGGGAAGUAAAUACUACGGCACUCAGCAGCAGCCUCGGAAAUGUGUCGCAGGGGCAUAACAGCGACGCUGGCAGUAUGCGUGAGAGCGGACUGCUGCCAUCGCUGUUCGUUCUGUUGGGCCUGUGGGGGUUUGCGGCUCUGUGA